GUUGGAGGCGGCCGCCCCCGCGGAGUCCUUCGCGGUCACCGGCUCGCACGAGGCCCUGGGCGGCUGGAGCCCCCGCGCGGGGCCGCGCCUGGAGUGGUCCGGGGACGCGUGGGUGACGCCGCGGCCGGUCGCGGUGCCGGCGGGCCAGCGGGUCGAGUACAAGUUCGUCAAGCUCACGCCAGGGAGCGUCGAGUGGGAGAGCGGGCCCAACCGCGCCCUGGACGUGCCCCCCUUCGAGUCCGAGCUGCACCUGAAGGGCGCCUUCAACGGCGGCAGCACGGUCCGCGUCGCGGAGCCGGGGGCUGCCCUGCAGGCGGGGCCCGAGGCCAGAGCUGCGGACGCCUGGAGGCAGCGGCACGAGGAGGCCGUUCGUGCCCAGGCAGAGCUCCGGCGCGACCUGGCGGAGCGGCGGGCGGGGCACGAGCGCGAGAUGCAGCGGCGGGCCGAGACGGCAGCCCUCCUCCGCACCGAGAUCGCGGCCGCACGCCGAGAGGCAGCCCGGCUGGAGCACGAGGCCGGGGCGGCGCCGGCAAAGGAGGACCCGGCACCGGUCGGGGCGCACGAGCCGCAACAGCCGGCGGGGGCCUCGCUGCAUGCGCGGGCGGCCACGGGAGCCAGCGAGGGCGUCGCAGCCGCACCUGCUGGCGUUGCCGAAGGAUCGGGCGGACAGCCCGCCAUCCAGCGCGCGCCCCCGCCGCAGUUCGACCUCGGCCACCUGGGCGCCUGGAGGCGCACCACGAGCGGCCCUCUGGGGCUGCGGCACCGUCAAGAAGAGCAGGCGGCCCCCUGCCUCCGCUCGGCGGCGGCGCCUGCAGCGGCCGCGCUCACUGGCGCACGCCUGCGGGCUGGGACCUACACCCUGGAGAGGCCGCUGCCGGCCCCGGCC
This is a messenger RNA of Prorocentrum cordatum, 886 nucleotides long. NCBI's taxonomy places the organism in Eukaryota, Dinophyceae, Prorocentrales, Prorocentraceae. The record is from the annotation of a GenBank genome assembly.